Penicillium odoratum is the source of this 465-nucleotide messenger RNA. RefSeq lists its product as uncharacterized. The coding region runs from base 1 to 465 and encodes 154 amino acids. NCBI's taxonomy places the organism in Eukaryota, Fungi, Ascomycota, Eurotiomycetes, Eurotiales, Aspergillaceae. The transcript has a single exon. The record is from RefSeq and is a predicted model, not a curated record.
AUGGCAUCAUCCGAACCCCGUCUCCCAAUCCGAACCCAACAUUGCGCAUUCUGCAACCACCUCCUCCUCGCAACAACAAGAGACAUAUCGACCCUGCCCCGCCGCGGCGGCGAAGCAAAAGAUAAAGCUAUAAUCCUCCCCUUGGAUGACACCACGAACGAGGAUAUAGAAGCGCACAGAACGAAACACGCGACCGUCCUUCUAUCUACUACUAUACCCGAUCGUCGGGCAACACUUAUCCGGCGCGAAGACGGGAUUGAGAAGAGGAUUAUUCUGCGGUGUGGUCGGUGCAAGGUUGCAAUGGGGUAUUAUCUCGAUAAUGCGCAUUAUGGGAAGAGUGAGGAUGUGGACAGUGAAAAGAGGACUGCAGUGUAUAUUCUUCCUGGAGCUAUCGUUGAGACGGAGAAGAUGGGGGAGAAGGAUACUGGGGAAGGGGAGUGGAGGGAGUGGAAUAAUGAAGCUUGA